Molecule: messenger RNA, 993 nt
Organism: Rotaria sordida
Lineage: Eukaryota; Metazoa; Rotifera; Eurotatoria; Philodinida; Philodinidae
Source: the annotation of a GenBank genome assembly
AUGUCUACACCAAACAUUUCAACAUUGAUUGAUAUUUCACAUACCAUAACUGUAUAUGUUGGUAUAACAAUUUUUGUUGUUGGUAUCAUCGGUGGUUUGCUCAAUGUUAUUGUAUUUCUUGGUCUACGAACUUUUCGUGAAAACUCUUGUGCAUUUUAUUUAAUUAUUAUGUCAUUUAUUAAUAUUGGUAAUUUAAUGACAGGUCUACUUUCUCGAAUUUUAAUCAGUGGAUUUCAACUUGAUUGGACAAUAAUUUCACCUUUCUAUUGUAAAUUCAGAUGGUAUGGUCUUCAAUUUUGUGUUUUAACAUCUUUUACAUGUACAAGUUUGGCAGCAAUUGAUCAAUAUAUAUCUACGUCUGUUCGUCGUCAAUUGCGUCAAUGGAGUAAUAUCAAAACAGCUCAUAGGUUGACAAUAAUAUUUAUUAUUAUUUGGCUUCUUCAUGGAAUUCUGUAUUUAAUAUAUUUUGAUUUAAUUCAAUCACCAACUACAGGCAGCGUUGUCUGCGAUACCAAUAAUAUAAUCUUUCGACAAUAUCAUAUGUAUGGUCAUAUUAUUAUCCUUCAAUGUGUUUUACCUCUUACAGUCACUAGUGUUUUCGGACUUUUAGCUCGUCACAAUGUUAAAAAGUUAGCACAUCAAACAAUACCAAUUGUACAACGUUGUUUAGAUAAACAAUUAACUAUCAUGGUUCUUAAUCAACUUUUCUAUAAUUUUAUUUUUACUUUACCAUAUACUAUUUUGACAAUUCUUACACUUUUUCUAACUAAUGUGAAAGAUCCAGCUAUUAUUAGAAUGUUAGAUUUUGCAAAUGUUAUGACCAUUCUUUUAUAUUAUUUGAGCUUUGCAUGUCCUUUUUAUAUUUAUAUUUCUGCAUCUGAACGAUUUCGUCAACAAUUAAUAUACGUAUUAUUCGAUAUAUAUCUCAAACGAUGGCGACGACCGGAAAUCGCUACCAAUCAAAUAGCACCCUUUCCACAAGAAAAUCCGUAA